Messenger RNA from Olea europaea var. sylvestris, 1297 nucleotides. RefSeq names its product telomere repeat-binding factor 4-like. Gene Ontology annotation, molecular function: double-stranded telomeric DNA binding. The transcript has 6 exons. Bases 242 to 1051 code for a protein of 269 amino acids. Gene Ontology annotation, biological process: nucleosome assembly. Gene Ontology annotation, cellular component: nucleosome. The record is from RefSeq and is a predicted model, not a curated record. Lineage: Eukaryota; Viridiplantae; Streptophyta; Magnoliopsida; Lamiales; Oleaceae.
CGAGCGGGAGCGAGAAAGAGGAAACGGCAGAGACUGUAACCCCUCGAAAAUUUCGCGCACACUUAAACACUAUUCAUUCUCCAAAUUCUGUAAAAUUUCUCCGUAAUCAACAUUUUUUGUAUUUGAUCUUUGAAGAUUAUUCGAUUUUCCAUCGGUACACACGGAGAUUCCAAAUCAGUCCUCCGCCGGACUGCUAACAGCGGCGAGGCGUAGUUAAUUUUUGUGAUUUGGGAGGGGUAAAAUGGGGAAUCAGAAGGUGAAGUGGACAUCGGAGGAAGAGGAAGCCCUAAAAGCGGGAGUGGUGAAGCACGGCACCGGCAAGUGGAAGAACAUCCUCAUAGAUCCUCAGUUCGCGCCUUACCUCAUUAAUCGUUCUAACAUCGACCUCAAGGACAAAUGGCGGAACAUGAGUAUUAGCUAUGGACAGUGUUCUAGAGAAAAAUCUAAGGCUUCUAGAGUAAAAACAAUUUCAUCUGAAGCUCUCUCCACUCCCACCACUGAAAACUUAGUUGCCGAGGCUGAUGCUGUUGAUGAUUUUUCCAGAAGCCCAAGGGACGCUAGAAAUGCUCCAGGGUACACAACCAUGAUAUUUGAAGCACUUUUAUCGGUCAAAGACUCCAAUGGAUCCAAUAUUGGUGCUAUUGUGGAAUUUAUUGAGCAAAAGCAUGAAGUGCCACAAAAUUUCAGACGAUUAUUGAGUUCAAAGCUGAGGAGACUUGUCUUGCAAGGCAAACUUGAGAAGGUCCACAACUGCUACAAGAUCAAAGAUGCGGCUUUGGGGAUGAAAACACCUAUGCCAAAACAAAAAGAUAUCAGACCAAGGCCAGUACAGAAUUCUGGAUUAGUCAUUUCCGCUGAAACAGUGGAAAACGCUGCUAUGAUUGCUGCCUACAAGAUUGCCGAGGCAGACAACAAAUCAUUCGUGGCAGCAGAAGCAGUUAAAGAGGCUGAAAGGGUCUCAAUAAUGGCCGAAGAUGCAGAUUCGGUAAUGUUGCUUGCGAAAGAGAUUUUUGAGAAAUGUUCAAGAGGUGAAACCGUUCGCUUAGCAUAGUCAUCGAAUAAGUUUCAUUGACAUGCUAAAUUCAUAGUGUAAAUAAAUUUAGUUGAUAAUGGAGACAUUCUUCGGUUUUAUAGCUGCGUGUGGGAACUAUUUGCGCUAGUUCGAAGGAAACAAGCUUAAGCUCUUUGUAGAUCUGAGUGCCGGUUUCUUAUUUUGCUAGUAUUUUAUGAACCGUUGCUCAUCUACCCUUCUAUGACUAACUUUUAGCUUUGAAAUAUUAGUUGCUUGUUGAAAAUA